Postia placenta MAD-698-R-SB12 is the source of this 1944-nucleotide messenger RNA. RefSeq lists its product as hypothetical. The transcript is spliced from 8 exons. NCBI's taxonomy places the organism in Eukaryota, Fungi, Basidiomycota, Agaricomycetes, Polyporales, Adustoporiaceae. The record is from RefSeq and is a predicted model, not a curated record. The coding region runs from base 1 to 1944 and encodes 647 amino acids.
AUGCUGUGGUUGCAAUUAGCGACCAAACUGGGCAUCGCCCUCCUCACUUUCGUAACGCACCCACAGACGUACGGAAACCCUUACUUGCCACUGACGAUUGGGGCAUUCAUCGAAGCCGCGGUUCCCAAUAUCCUCUUCAUCGCUGAAAAUGCCGCACACUCCUUCAUCACAUCUAUCCCCUCCCUCCCGGCCCCGCCUACUCGCCAGGCCAUCUCAGGCCCUCAGGCUACGGUACCAUCCACGGACCUAAUACUAUGGACACCGAUUGGGCUCCCAGUAUCUGCGGGACUCCACUUGCCAACCCUCGUGGCAACGCCUAUCUCGAGUCUAUCGGCUGCUACGGCGGAACGCAACCAUGCGUUAGCACCGCAGCUGGAGUACCCGACGAAGGAACUCAUCGUUUGGGAGGGGCGCACAGGCGAAUCAGUUGAUGCAUUCGGGUCGACCAACUUUGUCGCGAGCGCCAUCGUGGCCAUUGUCAUCGCAUGUUAUGUCUACAUCGUAGCGAAUGUCCUUCGUGCAUGCACACUGUAUACCUUCGCUGCUGUCGCUCCGAGUGCAGAUGCCGGUACACCCCCGCCGUUCGACGUCGAGCUCGCGUUGAACUGCGAGGGUGUCUCGGCGGACUUCUCAAACCAGGAGCUGGUUUCCGGGAUCGCGACUGAAUCAGAUGCACAUGUCCAUCAUAAUGUCGCCAAGAUGUGGCUUUUGGGAUUCAAGCAGCUGGUGCACGCCAACGAGAUUUCUUGGCAAAAUCCACGCCAGAAGUUCGACUCUCGGAUCAAGAGAACGGACAGCACGUUGCAGCCUUGUAUUGCGUUGGGCGGUAUCGCAGAACCCACAUAUAUGUGGCGUCUCCCUGAUACUUUUAGACCGCCUUUGACCCAAACGACGACUCGUUGCAACCUCGAAGAAGACUCGACUUCGAACGCGCUGACCGGUGCAGCCACAAUCUGGUCUCCUCAAGACGACAACUACUCUAGCCGUACAAUGGCCUCCGACACAUCCACAAGAUUGUGCGAUUUUCACAAAAGAAGCACUCAUACGAAUCUUGAGGAGGGUACGAAAUUCACAGCAAUCCUGGUGCACCACAAAGACGCACCCGAAGGCCACGAAGAGCUUGAGGGCGUCUUUCCAGAUUGCAAUUGGACCGUUCCGGAGCAUCCCGGUUCUACAUGCCUCUCCCCGGAGAGUCCCACCCUGGGGAUUAGGCCCAUGGACACACCAUGGCUCCAACCCUCAACCUCUAGUGAGCAUAGACACAGACUCGUGCAUGAGGACGGGCAGUUCGUGCAAUACGCGCUGCCACAGGCAGAGAAUCUGUUUGCGAUUCCCUUCAACUAUGCGCCAUACGGCGCGCAGUUCCCGACCAUCCGGCCUUGGGCGACACCAGUAGACCUACAUCAAACGCACUCGACCUGGCUCAGCCAGUGCUACGCUGCAUACUUAUCGCAUGUUGCGCCGCAUAACGUAACCAGCGCUCCCGCACCUGGCCUGCAAUAUGCAGGGCAGGCAUCUGAAUUCACCAGCUACAUCAACUACGACGACAACGUCGACGCCCCAGUGCCAGUGCCACGCGCUCCCCGAGUCAAGAAGCCUCGCUCUCACACUCGCACAGAUGUUAUCCGCCUGUGUGUCCAUAGGAGAUCCAAUCUCAGGGAACCCGCCGCCUACAACUACAAAUGCGGACAUUGCGAGGCAUGGUUCAGUCGCGCUUGCCAGCGCCAGCGCCGCAUGAGGACCGGUUGCGCCAACGGCGAGCAGAAGGAAUGGCAGUGUCCUCUCUGCCUUAAGAUGUACUCGCGCACUGACUCGCGCGCGAGGCAUUGCCGCAACCUGCACCACAUAUCGUACGAGGACGCGCUUGUGCUGGUCCGAAAGAGAAUGGCCGAUAUAGUAACAAGUGCGAAGGAAGGCUCAUUCGAACCACCCGCUGAGGAUUAG